AUGUGCCGACGGACCUCCUACCGCUGCAAGGUGGUGGACGUGCCGUUGGAGAGCAAGCGGCAUGCAGUGGAGUGGGGCCCAGUUAUCAACACCACCCACGUCUCCUCCCUGCAUCAUUCCUUCCUCUACGGCUGCUCACCGGACGAGUACCCCGAUCUGCCCCCUACCGGAAGGGUCUUUGACUGCAUGGGCAAGCCCCCCUGCAGCACCUUCGUGGCCAUGCAUUACACCAAUCCCGACGGCUGGGCCGACAUAAUGCAUUACACCAAUCCCGACGGCUGGGCCGACAUAGUUGACAGCUCGGGCGUGUACCUCAAGCUCGCGCCCUCAAUUCCCGAGGCGCGUCAAACGCAGGCGCACACAUCGCCCCCGCAGUUGAAAGACGCGCACAUCAUGAAGGCCGGCCUGGUGGACCACAGCAGGCUCAUCCGCGUGCCGCCCGGCAUGCCCUCGUGGACCCAUGCCAACUCGUGCCCUGGCGAGUGCACUGCUGUUGUGUUUAAGAACGAGAGUGUGAAGAUUAUCGGGUCGAUCCUGCACCAGCACAAUAUUGGACGCCAGAUGUACACGGAUGUGGUAAGGGCGGGCAGCAAGGUCGCCACCAUCAACCGCAUUGACUACUACGACGCCGCAUCGCAGCAGACCUUGCCGGUGCUGCCCGAGUUCGAGCUGCUGCCAGGGGAUGCAAUCCGCACCACCUGCGUGUGGGACUCCUCCUCUCGCUCCGAGGUAACGGUGGGGGGUCUAUCAGCGGAGGACGAGAUGUGUUUGGCUUACCUCGUCUACUAUUCUGCCCAGCACCAGACCCAAGAGAUGCAUUCGUGCUACACCGUGUGUGGGGCAAUGGACAACGGCACACUCUCAACGCAUCCCACCAAUCUGAACCUCUCGACUCACUACAUCUGUGGGACGGGCCGCAACCCAGUGAUCCCCACCACCCAGCCCUGCAGCAUCACCUUCGGCUCCAACCAGCCUCUCUCAGUCAUCCACGGCUGUCCGGCUCAACUCCCCCCUCCCCCCUCCCCUUCCCUUCUCCCCUCCUUCACGCUCCUCCCCCCUCCUCCCCCCUCCUCCCCCCUCCUCCCCCCUCCUUCCCCCUCCUUUCCGCUCCUUCCCGCUCCUCCCAUUUCCCCCUCCCCACUCCACCCUUCAACCCACGGACCAAGGCAUCACUCUCAGCCUUUCCACUUGCCACCAUCUCUGCACCACUCCAACCCCUCCCCCUCUCCCCCCUCAUUCCCUCUCUUUCCCCCUAUCCCCCCACCACCCCACACCACAACCCACGGCAGGACCAAGGAGUCACUAUCAGCCUUUCCACUUGCCGCCAUCUCUGCACUGCCGCAACCAGCACUUCCGGAACCCGCAGUGACGCAACCCGCCGCACCGCAAUUAACACUGCCGCAACCCACUGCACCGCAACCCGCUGCACCGCAAUCUGGCCCACUGCAAUCCGCCGCCGCCGCCACUCUCCUUCCCUCUGCUGCUGCUUCCCCCUAA
Closterium sp. Naga37s-1 is the source of this 1497-nucleotide messenger RNA. The record is from the annotation of a GenBank genome assembly. Lineage: Eukaryota; Viridiplantae; Streptophyta; Zygnematophyceae; Desmidiales; Closteriaceae.